CCUCAGACGUCUCAGAAGAACCAUGGCCAUGUACAGCCGCUCCUGCUCCCGCUCCUGCUCCAGCUCCAGCGCACCGCGACUCGUCCUCCUGGCACUGCUGGGCCUGUGCGUGGCUCUCUCACAGACAGAAACAGUUGCUGAUCCUAACCCCACACUACAGAGUGAUAACCAGGACACGUUGUCUGGUGGAGGAGCCUUAGAUGUCACCACCAAGGACCCCUUUCAGGAGCUGACGGAAAACGCCUUCACCUUUGACUAUGAGGACAUGACACACCCAACAGUUGUGGAUGAGGAUGAAGGUGUUUUAGGGCCGGGUGCCAUCACUGCCAUCGUCAUCGCUGUGUUUUUGGGGGCGUCUGUGCUGUUGGCACUCAUCGUCAUCACACUCAGGAAGUUCACCGCCUCCUAGACAGGGAUCCCCUCCGUGCUCUCAGCUCUCCCCCUCAUACAAGUGACAUGGCCGCCCGGAGUUUGGAUGUCACCGAAAGUGGUCCCCACAGAUUACACAGCAUUACAAAAACACGUCAACUCGCUAUAUAGUUUUGCAAUUAUAGCAAAUAUAUAAUCCCUUUGUUGAAAAGAGGUCCUUCUAAAAUGUGAGGCUGGCAGGUUGUUCCAGUACCAAGUCAUAUAGUGUUCAAAUAGAUGUCAUAGUGAGGCUUUAUGAAGAGUUUUAAUGUUUACUUUAACUUUGGAAUUGAUUAGUGUGUGAGUGAGUGUUUUAUGUCUUUUAUCUCAUUUUAGAGUUUUUUUGUAUUAUUUUUUGGAUACUUGUAUCUACAGACAGUUACCAUGUUUUUUGCAUAUGGAAAUGUACUAGUUUGU
Messenger RNA from Sardina pilchardus (European sardine), 825 nucleotides. It is a transcript of the gene snorc, whose product is annotated as secondary ossification center associated regulator of chondrocyte maturation. The transcript is spliced from 3 exons. NCBI's taxonomy places the organism in Eukaryota, Metazoa, Chordata, Actinopteri, Clupeiformes, Clupeidae. Bases 23 to 409 code for a protein of 128 amino acids. Gene Ontology annotation, biological process: cartilage development. The record is from RefSeq and is a predicted model, not a curated record.